Messenger RNA from Aspergillus homomorphus CBS 101889, 805 nucleotides. RefSeq lists its product as uncharacterized. Lineage: Eukaryota; Fungi; Ascomycota; Eurotiomycetes; Eurotiales; Aspergillaceae. The transcript is spliced from 4 exons. The record is from RefSeq and is a predicted model, not a curated record. Bases 169 to 720 code for a protein of 183 amino acids.
CACGGUGUCCGUACAUACUCGUUGGAAAUUCACACCCGAUUUGUCCGCUUCCUACACUGAGUUUACUUGGCCUAUAUCAAUUGGCACCAUUCCCCGAAAAUAAUCAGCUGAGACUAUCGCCGAGUGAAUUCUAGCAGUAUCAUUCAGCAGCGUUAUCCAGGUUCCCAUAUGACGGAUCAGUUUGCCUUUACAUACUCUUUCCCCCUCGAGGGGUACGAGAAUUUGGAGCCGCUCCCGGAGGAGCGAAACGAGGACGGAAAGUCUUUUAAGAACCCUCAACAUGGAAUCCUGAGCAAAGCAUACGAGGAGUUUCCCGACCCUCUUACCAAAGGCCGCCGCGGAGGAUUCGAUAUACAUAUCUAUCAUUUCCAAAAUAAUCCCGACCAAGUCUUUUUUGCCAGAGCACUCUGGGAGAGAAUCCGACGUGAAUUUCCCGAACUCCGAAUCUACACUUUCUUCGAUCGACCCAUAGGACCGCAUCCCGUGGCCAUGUUCGAGGUCAACCUGUUCACUCCAGCACAAUUUGGGGCAUUCGUUCCCUGGCUCAUCAUAAAUCGAGGACCACUGAGCGCGCUAAUUCAUCCGAAUACCGUGGAGGCAGAGGAAGAGCGGAACCAUACACAGCGUGCUACUUGGUUAGGCGAGCGAAUUCCUCUGGACUUACAAUUAUUCAAGUUACUCAAAGAGAAGGAGAAGAGAGAGGAGUUGAAAGGUGAAUGAGGAACUUUUAAUAGUAGCAGGAGCUUUGAGUGAUAGUUUAUUUUCGAUACAAUGCACUGCGCAUAGCAUAGCCCGGGAGGUUCAG